Molecule: messenger RNA, 1520 nt
Organism: Oryctolagus cuniculus (rabbit)
Lineage: Eukaryota; Metazoa; Chordata; Mammalia; Lagomorpha; Leporidae
Gene: SERPINB13
Product: serpin family B member 13
Molecular function (GO): serine-type endopeptidase inhibitor activity
Source: RefSeq, a predicted model, not a curated record
AGGAGGAAGGGCUGGGAGGCAGAGGCAGAGGCAGGCAAGUUCUGACAGAGAACAAGUGAGAAUAAAACUAGUGAGACAUUAACCCUGCUCCCUGGGGAAAGGAGAACGGAGAACAACCAGAUGAAGCCAGCCUGAAGCUCAUUCCUGUCUCCUGCCAAGGAAAGGGAUAUCACUCAAAUCAUCAUGGAUUCACUCGGCGCAGCAAACACUCAGUUUGGGUUUGCUCUUUUCAAAGAGCUGAAGAAAACAAACGAUGGCAAUGUCUUCUUUUCCCCCGUGGGCAUCUCCACUGCCAUUGGUAUGAUCCUCCUAGGGACCCGAGGAGCCACUGCCUCGCAGUUACAGAAGGUGUUUCACUUUGAAAAAGACACAGACAGCACAAGAAUAAAGACUGGAGAAAAAGAGAUUGGAGAGACGGAAAAGAUACAUCAGUACUUCCAAAAGUUUCUGACUGAAAUAAGCAAACUCAGUAAUGAAUAUGAGCUGAACAUAACCAACAGGCUGUUUGGAGAAAAAACAUACCUUUUCCUCCAGAAAUACCUAGAUUAUGUUGAAAAAUAUUACCAUGCAUCUUUGGAACCUGUUGAUUUUCUAAAUGCAGCAGAUGAAACUCGAAAGAAGAUUAAUUCCUGGGUCGAACUCCAAACCAAUGAAAAUAUCAAGGAUUUAUUCCCAGAUGGCUCUCUAAGCAGUGCCACCAAGCUGGUGCUGAUCAACACAGUUUAUUUUAAAGGGCAAUGGGACAGAGAGUUUAAGAAAGAAAAUACCAAGGAGGAAAAAUUUUGGCUGGAUAAGAGUACAAGCAAAUCUGUGUUGAUGAUGACACAGUGCCAUUCCUUCAGCUUCACUCUCCUGGAGGAUUUGCAGGCCAGAAUCCUGGGGAUUCCAUACAAGAACAAUGACCUCAGAAUGUUUGUGCUUCUGCCCAAUGACAUAGAUGGCCUGGAGAAGAUUAUAAAUAAAAUAACUCCUGAGAAUUUAAUAGAGUGGACUAGCCCAGGGCAUAUGGAAGAAAGGAAUGUGAAUUUACACUUGCCCCGGAUUGAAGUGGAGGGGAGUUAUGAUCUUGAACCUGUCCUGCCCGGCAUGGGGCUGGAAGACGCCUUCAGUGAGUGCCAAGCUGACUAUUCGGGAAUGUGUUUACUCUCUGGGUUGCACGCCCAGAAGUUCCUGCACAGGGCCUUCGUGAAGAUCACCGAGGAAGGCACCGAGGCUGCUGCUGCCACCGGAAUAGGAUUUGCUGUCACCUCAGCCUCGGGUUAUGAAGAUUUUCACUGCAAUCAUCCCUUCCUGUUCUUCAUCAGGCACAAUGAGUCCAAUAGCAUCCUCUUCUUUGGCAGAUACUCUUCUCCAUGAGGCAGGCAUUGCCAUAAUAUUGUUUCUCAUCAAUAAAACAACCAGCAGUGUUGAUUUUUAAUACAAUAAUGGAUAUUGCCCAUUUUUUAAAAUUUUGCUUUACUUGAAUGCAUUCUAAUGUUUUUUUAACUUUUAUUUAAUAAAUAUAAAUUUCCAAAGUACAG